This is a messenger RNA of Anopheles nili, 3488 nucleotides long. RefSeq names its product cell division cycle protein 27 homolog (gene Cdc27). Gene Ontology annotation, molecular function: protein binding. The transcript has 4 exons. The coding region runs from base 1 to 3153 and encodes 1050 amino acids. Lineage: Eukaryota; Metazoa; Arthropoda; Insecta; Diptera; Culicidae. The record is from RefSeq and is a predicted model, not a curated record. Gene Ontology annotation, biological process: cell division.
AUGAUUGUACAAGAACCCGUGCAGGCCGCGAUAUGGCACUGCCUAAAUCAUUACCACUAUCAGGACGCUAUUUUCCUUGCGGAGAGACUUUAUGCAGAGGUGGAAUCCGAAGAAAUUACUUUUUUAUUAGCUACCUGCUACUAUCGUUCAGGACAAAAGCAUCUAGCGCACUGGUUACUGUCCAAAAAGAGUGUCCGUUCUACUCAGUGCCGUUUUCUGCUAUCAAAAUGCGCCUUUGAUUUGAAAAAAUACUCGGAAGCGGAAAAUGCACUGAUAAACGAGGAUCACCUCAGGCAAAAGCAUUUGGAUGAGAUCGUGAAGGAGUUUGGCGAUAUUGCUUGCUUCGCGCUGGAAUUGGCUUCAAAAAUUUGCCAAAAGACUGAACGAGCUAAGCUUGCAAACGACGCCAGUAGGAAGGCCAUCAAGUUAAAUCCCUUUCUGUGGCAGUCAUUUGCUGAUUUAUGCAACCGUGGAGAAAAACCUGAUCCGGAUAGUGUAUUCCAGCAGCUCACCAGUACCGACGUAUUCCAAACCAGCCAGGCCCACCAUUAUAAUUCGAUCGUGUGGUUUGGUGGCAAUGUUAUGUAUAACGGUGUUGCCCCACUAUCAGAUCCUCCCGUUGGGGCAAAUGAUACUUGCUCCUCGGACCAGCUGAUCGGUACAAGUAUGGAAAAUCCCUGUACUCCGGUUGAUCAAUGCUUUAUGCAAAACCUCAACACACCCCACAAACAGCUCCCUCAUGGGGUGAUUCCGUCGGGAUUGGGAGGAGGAUUAGGAGGAAAUGCGCCGUACGUUCCACAUCAACAGAACAAUACUAAUGCCUCGUACCUCAACAGUUCCGUUGCAUCGAUGCGCGUCGGUGGAGGGAAUCUCAGCGUGGACGACCAAACGCCUACGCACAUUUUUUCGGAUAACAAUACACCAUUCCGUAAGCCGCAGCCGCAGUUCAAGUAUCUUUCGGCGAUGAGUCCGUCGACUCCUAGCUUCGGUGUGCUGCCGCUCGUGAACACCCCAACCGAACCAAUAGCGUUUGUUAUGACACCAUCACCUCAGUUGGCGGGGUCCUUGGGAACGACACCUGUAGGACAGACUGGAUCAUCUGCGCUCAUACAGCAGCAUCAAGGAUCACAGUUUUUGCAAUACGCUGCUGGCAUGCAGCAAACUCCCCAACAAGGAACCGGUAUGCUGGGUGACAUUGGUGUGAUAAGUGGUGAUCAGCAGCAUGCCGCUCCCAACCGGAAGAUUACGCUGUUAAGUAGCAAUAAGAAAAUGCGUCGCCAUCAUCACAAUAAUUUGGGAACCAUGGGUAACAUCAUCAAUCGCAAGCACGACUCGCCACAUCAUCCACAGCAGGCGGCCACAAUCCAGCUGCUGCAGCAGCAGAGCACGAACACGAAGCCACCAAGCGUGUUCAGCCAAACCGGAAACCAAAUGACUCCUACACCCCGCGCAACUAACACAACCGGGGGAGCGCUCCAGCAGGGCCAAAACGUUCGGCGUAGCUCACGCCUGUUUAGCAACAGUAACUCUGUGAAAGAGAACGCCAAAAGCCCUCAGUUGAAUAACAAAUUUGUUGCCCCGCGGUCGCCUCCUAGAAGAGCUAAGCAACGAAGUAUUUCAAAGACAAUUAACAGUGGCGUCACCACGCUGUUGGAAAACGUUCCCGAGAAUCGGAAAUCGGUGUCCGUGUGUGGGCCGGGAGGAGACGCCCCGGUGAAGGAGAAAAUUGAAACUAUUACUUCCACUGUCAACGACAGCACAGCCGUACCGUUGUUAAACGAAAAAGUCAUUCUAAAUAACACCAUCAACAGCGCGCAAAAGAUGGCCCAGCAAGUGUUGCAGCUAAAGAAGCAAAGUGCCGACGGACUGAUGACGCUGUUACGAGAACUAGGCCACGGGUAUCUGCGAUUACAGAACUACGAAUGCGAGAAGGCUAUAGAGCACUUUUCGAAUGUUCCGUUGCAUCACUACGAAAGCAGCUGGGUCAAAAGUAUGAUAGCUCUGGCCUACCACGAGAUGCGCGAUUACGAGUCGGCCGUACAAAUAUUCCACGACAUUCACGAACGCGAACCGAACCGGCUACAGUACAUGGAGAUCUACAGUACGGAUCUGUGGCAUCUGCAGAAGGAUGUCGUGUUAUCCUCGCUCGCGCAGGAUCUGAUGGCACAGGAUAAAACAUCCGCCAUCACGUGGUGUGUGGCAGGCAAUUGUUUCUCCGCCCACAAGGAGCACGAAACGGCGAUCAAAUUUUUUUUCCGUGCAAUACAAGUCGAGGAAGAUUUUGCCUACAGUUACGCGCUGCUCGGUCACGAACUGGUAAUGACGGAAGAGCUCGAUAAGGCGCUCUCCAUGUACCGGUUGGCUGUAUUGCACGACGCCCGGCACUAUAAUGCGUGGUUCGGCAUCGGAACAGUAUUCUGCAAGCAGGAACGCCACGAACUAGCUGAGCUGCACUACCGGCGAGCGUUGCAGAUCAAUCCACGCAACUCCGUCAUCAUGGUGCACAUAGCCGUGAUGCAAUUCUUCCUGCGCAAGACCGACCAAGCCAUACGCACGUUAAAUGCGGCUAUCGCCCUGGAUCCGAAGAAUCCUCAGUGCAAGUUCCAGCGCGGCUCGAUGUUCUUUAUGAUGGGGCGGCACCACGAGGCACUCAAAGAGCUAGAAGAGCUGAAGCAAAUCGUACCAAAGGAAGCGAUGGUCUACUAUUUGAUGGGCAAAAUUCACAAAAAGCUAGGCAAUGUCGAUCUGGCGCUGAUGCAUCUCAGCUGGGCCACCGAUCUUGGUUCGAAGGGCGCCAACAACCAGAUUAAGGAUAAUUUCGACUCAAUCAUUCGAACGCAGGAAGGUGAUGGCAAUAGUCGCGCUGAGGGGGCCGCCUCAGAGUUGAGCAGAACUGGUGACACCGUUGCCGAGGCCGUUGGGGGGUCUGCUGACGGUCUGCCAGCGGUGCCGGGUGAUAGUGAUGAGAUUGACGACAAAAUCGUUUCAGUAGAGCAUACCGACCCGGAAGCUGGCGGCAGCAGUAGUAUUGACCCCGACUAUGCACUAGGUUUAGGUCAUCUUCUUGGUGCCGACUCUACCGCGGCAGCAAGCAUGCGAAAUGAGUCGCUAGAUAUAACAGCAAACAAUUUUUACGACAGUGACAGCUACUAGAGGAAAAAUAACGUCGUAUAGAAGAGCCGCCUUUCAAAACGCAGUCAGUCAUGCUAAAGCUGCCGCCCCCCAAACAUGCGUGUGAUCAAACGUAGAAUAAUAUUCGUGAGGAAUGACACAUUUUCCUAUUUGUUCUAUAGCUUUUCUCCAUAUGUUUUUUUUCUCUUCUCUACCUAUCUCAGAAGCUGUGUUUCUAAGUACCCUAUGGUUCAGCUAAUCACGUAUAAGAAUUAUUCGUUUUUGCGUCUUUUUGUUAUUCCAGUUACGCCUAAGUAGCAGUUUAUUGCUAAAUCAUUUUAUGGAAACCCACCAAAAUAAAAAAAAAUAAAUAGCAG